AUGGGAAGCAAGAAGAUAAAGAUAUUAUGUGAGAUUGCUGAAGAAUGUCGAUUGUCUCCUAGAACAGGGGAAGGUGGGGCUGGUGCGGAUGAAGAUGUUCCAGAGGCGGACAUUGAUUCGCUCGACGAGUGGUUUCUCUCGGAUCAGGAAGAUGAUGACUCCAUUGAAGGAUCAGACAUUGAGCUUGAGAUACUUACAACUAUGCCGCUGCCUACGUUUGCCGUCACUAUGACGCGGACAUUGAAGGAUAAUCAUCUCGUGAUCCCCGACGAUUUUUGGGCUGCACACAUUGCCAAGGAAGGGCAUCAGUUUGAGGCGUUGUUCACAGUAUACUACAAAACGUGGGAGAUGCGAGUGACCAAGCAAAACGACAAUUACUUUGUUCAUGGUGGAUGGCUUCGUUUCAUCCGUGACAACGACAUUAAGGUUGGCUGCCAUUGUGUGUUCCAGCCUGUGGAUUAUAGAGAGCUCCACUUCCGUGUGACGUUGGUGCAAGCUAUGUGAACAGUUGCCCUUUUGUUAGGCUAUUUUGCUAUGGUAUGUAAUAGACGGAUGUGUAGUAUGAACUAAUUGAAGCUAGACUUGUUUAGUCGUAUGGUUCUUUUUUUUUCGUGUCAAUAUAUGCUACAAUGUUUU
Salvia hispanica is the source of this 636-nucleotide messenger RNA. The record is from RefSeq and is a predicted model, not a curated record. Lineage: Eukaryota; Viridiplantae; Streptophyta; Magnoliopsida; Lamiales; Lamiaceae.